Molecule: messenger RNA, 2477 nt
Organism: Branchiostoma belcheri (Belcher's lancelet)
Lineage: Eukaryota; Metazoa; Chordata; Leptocardii; Amphioxiformes; Branchiostomatidae
Product: elongation factor G, mitochondrial-like
Exons: 20
Coding region: 148-2409 (753 amino acids)
Biological process (GO): mitochondrial translational elongation
Cellular component (GO): mitochondrion
Molecular function (GO): GTP binding; translation elongation factor activity; GTPase activity
Source: RefSeq, a predicted model, not a curated record
AGUGGUGUUACCCAAGAGUUCACCGCAUUUGCGCAUUCGGAUGACCUUUGCCGGCUCGAAGGAAAGAAAGAAGACGAAACAUCGCUGUUUUCUCGAUAAUUCUGACGUUUAUUUUGUGCCCUUGAUCGGGUUGAGACAGAUUCAACCAUGAGCUUAUUAAGGGCGACGUUAGUACUAACUUCACAGCAGUGUAAGCUGGCAAGACGGGCGCAAACACAGCUGGCACCAGCAGUAUUAAGACUGUACUCAACAGAUGAAAAGAACAAAGCUUUGGAUGUGUCCAGAAUACGAAACAUCGGGAUCUCAGCACACAUAGACUCUGGGAAGACCACGCUGACAGAGAGAGUACUGUACUACACAGGGAGGAUUGAGGCUAUGCAUGAGGUGAAGGGUAAGGACCAGGUGGGAGCCACCAUGGACUUCAUGGAGCUGGAACGGCAGCGAGGCAUCACCAUCCAAUCAGCAGCCACCUACACCGAGUGGAAGGACUACAACAUCAACAUCAUCGACACUCCGGGCCAUGUAGACUUUACCAUCGAGGUGGAGCGAGCCCUGAGAGUGUUAGAUGGUGCAGUACUGGUUCUGUGUGCUGUGGGAGGGGUGCAGAGUCAGACUCUGACAGUCAACAGACAGAUGAAACGGUACAACGUUCCAUGUCUGGGCUUCAUCAACAAGCUAGACAGACAAGGCGCCAACCCUGACAGAGUUCUGAACCAGAUGAGAAACAAGUUGAAUCACAAUGCUGCGUUUGUUCAGCUGCCAAUUGGCUUGGAGGCCCAAACUAAAGGGAUCGUUGACCUUAUCCAUAGGAGAGCCAUAUAUUUUGAUGGUCCUGAUGGUGCGCAGCUGCGGUAUGAGGAUGUUCCAGGUGACAUGCGAGCGCAGGUGGAGGACAGACGACAGGAGCUGGUUGAACACCUGUCUAACGUAGACGAGCAGCUGGGAGAGAUGUUCCUUCUGGAGGAGGUGCCGUCAGAGGAACAGAUCCAUGCCGCCAUCAGGAGACAGUGCAUUACGAGGUCGUUCACCCCGGUGUUCGUUGGCACGGCGCUGAAGAACAAGGGUAUCCAGCCCCUGCUGGACGGCGUCCUGUCGUACCUGCCGGACCCCACCCAGGUGCAGAACUAUGCGCUGGACGAGACGCAGGGCGAGAAGGAGCGCAUACUGAUGGACCCAGCAAGGGAUGCCUCAAACCCCUUCGUGGGCCUGGCUUUUAAACUUGAGGCGGGGAGGUUUGGUCAGCUGACCUACAUGCGUGUGUACCAGGGUCACAUGAAGAAGGGUGAUGUCAUCCAUAAUGUACGCACGGGGAAACGCAUCAAAGUACCGCGCCUGGUCCGCAUGCACGCCAACGAGAUGGAGGAUGUGUCAGAGGUGUAUGCAGGAGAUAUCUGUGCCAUGUUUGGUGUGGACUGCUCCAGUGGAGACUCCUUUGUGUCCUCUGCAAAACUGCAGCUGUCAAUGGAAUCCAUUCAUGUUCCUGACGCUGUCAUCUCUCUGUCAAUCAAACCUGAAGACAAGGGAUCAUUAGACAACUUUUCUAAAGGCAUUGCUCGGUUCACUAGAGAAGACCCAACGUUCAGAGUGCACUAUGAUGAAGAGAGCAAAGAAACAAUAGCAUCAGGCAUGGGGGAGCUGCAUCUGGAUGUGUAUGCACAGAGAAUGGCUAGUGAAUACAAGUGCAAGUGCAUCAUGGGGAAACCUAAAGUGGCCUUCAGAGAAAGUAUCAUGUCACCUGUUGAGUUUGACUUUCUGCAUAAGAAACAGUCUGGAGGAUCAGGACAGUAUGGCAGAGUCAUUGGAGUUCUAGAGCCCUUACCCCCAUCCAGUUACACCAAGGUGGAGUUUUUAGAUGAGACUGUUGGCACCAAUGUUCCCAGGCAGUAUGUCCCAGCUGUAGAAAGGGGGUUUAGAAUGGCCUGUGAGAAGGGCCUGUUGUCAGGACAGAAGAUCGCGGGAGUUCGCUUCAGACUUCAGGACGGAGCCAACCAUGCCGUGGACUCCAGCGACUACUCCUUCCAACGGGCGGGGGAGGGCGCGCUGAAGGAUGCCAUGGAAGACGCCAUCAAGGUCAUUCUGGAGCCGAUCAUGUCGGUAGAGGUCACGGCGCCGAAUGAGUUCCAGGGGCCAGUGAUCGCAGGGAUCAACAAACGGCACGGUAUGAUCCUGGGACAGGACGGCAGCGAGGGGUAUUUUACACUGUACACUGAGGUCCCACUGAACAACAUGUUUGGGUAUUCAUCAGAACUAAGAUCAUGCACAGAGGGAAAGGGAGAGUAUGCGAUGGAGUACUGUAGAUACCAGCAGGCAUCGCCUGAGACUCAGGACCAGAUUGUCAGAGAAUACAUGGAGGCCACAGGACAGCUGAAGGAGGACAAAAAGUCGGGCAAGAAGAAGGCCAGAAAUUGAGGAAUAAGAUAUAUUUAAGCUGGCUUUUUUUGUAAAGUGGAGGGGGGGGGGGGAGAGUAAGAAAAUUC